AUGCACGUUUGCUGGCUGCUGCCUUGUGUGCUGGGGAUCCCCUGCCUCUGGCCUGGCUUUGCAGUGGCAGGAGACUCUAGCAGAGAGACUGAUGAAAAAUGGGCAGACUCUCAUUGGAGAGUGAAGCGAGGCUGGGUGUGGAACCAAUUCUUUGUACCAGAGGAAAUGAAUGGAAGUUAUCACAUUGGACGGCUAAGAUCUGACUUAGACAAUGGAAACAACUCUUUUCAAUACAAGCUUUGGGGAGAUGGAGCUGGAAGUCUUUUCACCAUUGACAACAGAACAGGUGACCUAUAUGCCAUACAGAAGCUCGAUAGAGAGGAACGGUCCCUCUACACUCUGAGAGCCCAGGUAAUAGACACCACCACUGGAAGGGCUGUGGAGCCUGAGUCUGAGUUUGUCAUCAGAGUUUCGGAUAUCAAUGACAAUGAACCAAAAUUCCUAGAUGAACCUUAUGAGGCCAUUGUCCCAGAGAUGUCUCCAGAAGGAACAUUUGUCAUCCAGGUAACAGCAAGUGAUGCUGAUGAUCCUACGAGUGGCAAUAAUGCACGUCUCCUGUACAGCUUACGACAAGGACAAGCCUAUUUUUCUGUUGAACCCACAACAGGAGUCAUAAGAAUAUCUUCCAAAACUGACAGAGAACUGCAAGAUGAAUACUGGGUAAUUAUUCAAGCCAAAGAUAUGAUUGGUCAGCCUGGAGCACUGUCUGGAACAACAAGUGUACUAAUUAAACUUUCAGAUAUUAAUGACAAUAAGCCAGUAUUUAAGGAAAGUUUCUACCGCCUAACAGUCUCUGAAUCUGCACCCAUUGGAACAUCUAUUGGAAAAAUUAUGGCAUAUGAUAGUGACAUAGGAGAGAAUGCAGAAAUGGAUUACAGCAUUGAAGAGGAUGAUUCAAAAACAUUUGACAUCAUUACUGAUAAUGAGACUCAAGAAGGAAUUGUUAUAUUAAAAAAGAAGGUGGACUUUGAGCACCAGAGCCACUACGGUAUUAGAGCCAAAGUUAGGAACCGGCAUGUGGACAAGGAGCUCCUGAUUUACCACGCUGAUGCCUCCACCACUUUCAUUAAGGUCCGAGUGGAGGAUGAAGAUGAGCCUCCUAUUUUCCUCCUCCCAACUUAUAUAUUUGAAAUUUUGGAAGAAAAUCCACAUGGAGCUUUCGUAGGCACAGUAUCUGCCAUAGACCCAGAUCAAAGGAAAUCGCCCAUCACAUAUUCCAUUACUGGAAGUAAAGAGUUCACUAUCAGGGACAAUGGCACAAUCAUUGUCACUAGCACACUUGACCGGGAGAUCAAUGCAUGGUACAACCUAAGUGUCACAGCCACAGAAAGAUACAAUGUUCAACAGAUUUCUUCAGUCCCUGUGUAUGUACAAGUUCUAAAUGUCAAUGAUCAUGCUCCUGAGUUCUCUGAAUACUAUGAGACUUAUGUGUGUGAAGAUGCAGAUUCUGGUCAGGUGAUUCAAACCAUCAGCGCAGUAGACAGAGAUGAAUCCAUAGAAGACCACCACUUUUAUUUCACUCUCUCUGCAGAAGACACAAACAACUCAAGUUUCACAAUCAGAGAUAAUCAAGAUAACACAGCUACAAUUUUGACUAAUAGAAGUGAUUUUAGCCUUCAAGAAGAGCCCAACUUCUUCAUAACCAUUUUAAUUGCGGACAACGGGAUUCCAUCACUUACAAGUACAAACACACUUACCAUACAUGUCUGUGACUGUGACGACAGUGGGAAUACACAGACCUGCAGUGAUAAAAAACUCGUGCUUUUCUUGGGACUCAGGGUGGAAGUAAUAAUUGCUAUUCUGAUCUUCAUUAUGGUAAUAUGUGGGUUUGUAUUUUUGAUGUUGGCUCUAAGACAACAAAGAAAGCAGAUCCUCUUUCCUGAGAAAGGGGACGUCUUCGGAGAGAAUAUCUUCUGCUAUGAUGAUGAAGGAGGUGGAGAAGAAGACACAGAGGCCUUCGACAUUGCCGAGCUCAGAAGCACCACGGUGAUGCGGGAACGCAGGGCUCGGAAGACCACCUCCGCGGAGAUCCGGAGCCUCUACAGGCAGUCUCUGCAGGUGGGCCCCGACAGCGCCCUCUUCAGGAAAUUCAUCCUGGAGAAGCUGGAGGAGGCGGACUCGGACCCCUGUGCCCCACCCUUUGACUCCCUUCAGACCUACGCCUUCGAGGGCUUGGGGUCCUUGGCCGGCUCCCUGAGCUCCUUAGGGUCAGCCGACACCGACCGGGAUGAAAAUUUUGAUUAUCUUAAUGAGCUGGGACCUCGAUUUAAAAGAUUAGCAUGCAUGUUUGGUUCUGCAGUGCACUCCAACAAUUAG
Molecule: messenger RNA, 2316 nt
Organism: Marmota flaviventris (yellow-bellied marmot)
Lineage: Eukaryota; Metazoa; Chordata; Mammalia; Rodentia; Sciuridae
Gene: Cdh19
Product: cadherin 19
Biological process (GO): calcium-dependent cell-cell adhesion; adherens junction organization; homophilic cell-cell adhesion
Cellular component (GO): adherens junction; plasma membrane; catenin complex
Molecular function (GO): cadherin binding; beta-catenin binding; calcium ion binding
Source: RefSeq, a predicted model, not a curated record